AUGGCUCCCGUCUCGGAGGCCUAUUUCCCGUCCCUGGACAAGUGCUUUUCCGGGGACGUUCAACUCUUGUCCUGGAAAAGAGCUUUUCUCUACUCAAUCGAUACCGAAAGUCAUGCCGACGACGGAGGCAAUAUCGAUGCCUUCUUUUCACACACCGAAUCUAUUCGCCUACUCUCCGACGGCCUAAAACCGUUUCCCUCUCCUUCCGCGAAAUCUAAAACUGAAUUCGAAUCUAAAACUGCUGCAAUUCAUGUCGAGACUAACGGCCAAAGCUCUGUUGAUCUGAAAGAGAUCAAGGCAGACGCUUUAUGGCUAAGCCAGAAGGCUGGAAUCGAUGAGAUCGCUGCCCUACGGAUCGUUGUAUUGGAGUGGCAGAGCCGUCCAGCAGUGCGCCUCACAGCCGGCUUUUCUAGCGAGGAAGCGACGAGCCUGCAGAGUGCGGCUGGGGCUGAGAAUCUUCGGGGCUCCCUGGCUGGGCCCAAUCUCACCAGUCUAUUGAACCAGACUGCCCGUAGCGAAGGUGGCCAAUCAUUCGAAAAAGAAGAGAACAGGCGUCUGCGAAUUCGCGAGCUCUAUCUCUCAGAGGCAAGCCAUGUUGUGAAGACGCUCCGCAAGCUACUUGCUUUGUCCCUACACGAUAUUAUUCCACCAACCUUUACCAUCCCCGCCAAGUCCGCUCGCAGCCGCGCUCUGUUGGAGUUAGGAGCCAGCAUUUUCCGAGAUAAGUCGACCGGCGAUGGAUUGGAGCGAUUCCUUCAGGAAUGUAUCAACUCGAUACGGAGUCGGUUAAAGAGUUUGGAAGGAGACGGUGGCUGGCUCAGUGCCGCAGAAAGCAGCGAGGAGUUGGAAAACAUCUGGCGAACAAAUCUUGUGGAGGAGAUUGUUCAUAUCGUGCAAAUUAUGUUCCACCAGCUUCAUGCUUCAGUGGAAUUUCCAAGUGCAGAUAUUCUAGUCUCCUGGCUCGAACUCAUGGCUGACUAUAGCUUCUUGGAGCCAAUUCAAGUGCCAUGUCAACAACCGGUUGAAGUAUUGCUACCUCUCCAAGCUUUCGUAUCACUUACCACAUUGGCUUUCUUAAAGCCUUCUCUCGCUAUAACCGCGAUCAGGGAUAAGACACACACCCGAUCCUCUCGUCAACCUUACUUCCUGUGCAAGAAUAAACUCUCUAAAAUCAAUGAGAUCUUCCUCGCCGUAUGCGAUAAUGUGAGCACCGCAAACCCAGCGGCAUUUUCAUGGGGCUUGAUCCUCUAUACCAUGAAAGAGCUGGCAGAACACGCGAUGCUCAAUCGAGAUGAAAGUAUAAGCCGGGUCUCUGCAGACUCGUUCAACAAUCAAACGCAGAAUACAGGCCUUUCCCGAGCAUCGGAGCAGUCAUAUUACGAAGAAUUGCUUGAGUGCGCCCGAACCCCGCAAGCCACAGCUGAAGAUGCUAUUCCUAUUUUCACGUCUGAUGCUGUCAAAGAAUCAGCAUUCAACACCGUCAUCGCUCUGGCUAACCAAACCGGGCUAACAUCCGCCGUUGAUGAUACCCUCACAAACCGAUGGAUUCGGGUAUCGCUUCUUGACCUCGUUCGAGUUGCCGUCAUGUACUUGGAUUACUCUCCAGAGAUUGUAGAAUCAGUUCUGGCUAUCCUGAGUGAUAAUGGCAACGAGCUGUCGAAAGAAACCGGUUCUCUUGGGUCUACCAGCGAUCCCAGGUCUCUAUUCGCUAAGGACCAGGACUUGAUGGAGGGCGUUUUCCACAUUGCACGAUCCCGUUUCCCUUAUGAAACGGUGCCCUUUUUACGGCUUUGUCGUGCUCUCGUCAGCGAGCACACUUUGAAUGCAGAUGGCUUGCCAGCAAUUAUUGAAGAGUUGGAGAACAUGGAUUCUUUCACACAAAUCGUAUCACCCACUUUCCAAGGCUAUGCUACCAUUCGGGAAGAUGAGAAUGCCAAUCUCGUCGCCUUGCUUCAACCUCUUCCAAUGCUCGAAAUCUCGUCCCACAGCCGGCAACUCGACCAGGGGCCAAGCAAUGCUCUCAUUGUCAGCAGUUCAUCUCAAAUCCCACAGCAGAGUGUUGGGCAAAUUAUCUCCGACUCAAAACCUGCGGUCAUCAUGUGGAAGCAUCAAUACUCAUGUCUAAGCUUCAUAGGGAGCUGGCUUGAAGAAUGGAGCGAGACCGGUGGGCAAUCGCCAAGCUGUACAGAUGACACUGUCGCGGAAAUGAUCUCGCUCUUGACAGCCUUGAUAGUCAACUCUAAGGCACCAAAAUCCGAUGAGGCAAGUGGCAAGAAGAUUCUCGAGAUGGCUAGCGAUGGGUUGUCUAAACAGGGUGACAUAAUUUCUGUGAUUUUUGACAUCUUUGAACGGAACCUGCAGACCAUUGGUUCCCGAGGAGAUUCAGGUAAAUCCCUCGAGGCUACCAUGUCAUGCCUGCGCUUUAUCAAGGCACUCCUGAAGAUUCUUCCCAGUCGAGUGUGGCCUUUCCUCGGUCGCAGCAGUCUCAUUGGGUCCGACGGCAAGGGAGGAAUCAUGACUGCCAUCAUUUCAGCCAUAGAAAUGCCUUCUGGCGAGUAUCCAUUCCUCUUAGGCUGCGUCGAUCUCGUGGAUGCUGUAAUUGAUGAUGCGGCAUCCCGAGCGGUGUUACGAAAGAGCCCGGGCAGCACGACGAGCAAAUCAUCGAUUGCGUUGGACUGGAGUGCCGGCAUUCCUUCUCAUGCCAUGAGGACUAUUCUGUUGAAUUUCACUCGCACGAUGGUGGAAAUCUUCAACAGCAGCGGAAACUGGAGAUUCAAUCUACCCGAUCAACGGUUCAAGAUCAACUCAAUGCUCGCCACCUCUUUCGAACGUGUUCUAUACUAUGCUUUCGGGAUUAAUGACAGCCCAAAACUGGAAUCCAAAAUUACCGGCGUCUUUUCUUCAUCUGCGGCGUAUAUCUUGGAUAUGCUUCGCCCUAGAUCCACUGCUGACCUUCCUUUCAAUCCCAUUCUUCGGUUGAUUGCCGAGGGUCUCCAAACGCCCCCAACCCUCCACCUCAGAUACCUCACCCUCUUCGAAAAGCAGAUCAAAUCUACAUUACGGCUCUGUAUCAAACUUGUGCAAGCAGCUCAGUUGACAGAGCAACCCGGUUCGCUUCUAGAGGAACAAUUGUUCAAAGCCAGCCCGGUCUUGGUCAAGCUCUACGCACUACAUGAUGCGUAUAAAUUGCCAGUUGUGUCGUUGCUCGAGAUCUUGAUCUCAAACGCUGCUUCGAACCCAGAUAGUGAACCCCCCUCCCUUGUUGGCCACCUUGGGGCUGAAUCAUCCUGCCUGUUCCUCGAUGUGUUGUCACAGCUCGACAAGCCAACGUGCGAUCGGCCUCUACUUCUUGCAGUAUGGCAGCUGCUGUCCACAUUCGUCAGCAAGCGCCAACAGUGGCUUGCAGUAUUUAUUCUCACGGGAUCAUCCCCUCGCCAGACUCUAAAGAAGGAAGCUACAUCUGGUGGUCUCAAGAUGAGAAGCAUGCCGUUCCUAGAUAUGGCGCUUGAAAAGUUGUCUCACAUUGAUCAACAAGAGCCGCAAGUAACCUUGGCCAUGCUCGAGUUCGUCUCUCGCGCCCAAGAGAACUGGCCGUGGGCCACUCCUCAUCUGAGCAAACAUCCCGAGUUUUUCACCAGCAUCGUUAAUUUUGUCUCGAAGUUGAAGAUUUCUUCUCUUCCUGUGAUGGAUCAAAUCCACGCCACGCGAAUUGCAGCUGUUGUCGCUGACCUGUGCGCGGUCUACCUACACUCGGCAAAGGAGAUGGGAAAUCGAAGCUUCAUCAAGACUUUGAUCCCGUUGGUGUCGUGGUAUGCUAAGGAUGCAGUUGAGGUGUCGGCGUACAAUUCCUCAUUGCAUGCCAACUUGAAGAAGAACUUCGAGAUGCGGUACCCUGGCUGCAAGCUCACCGACUUCAAGAGGACACCGCUUGAGGUCCGUAACCUAGGACGGGAUUACUACUACGACUUGAGUAUGGGAGACAAGCUGCUGUCCUACAAUUUUGCCUGGACGGCGAUCAAGAACCGCGGCUUUGCCGAUGAAUUCGAGCGUGCCAAUAUCAACCUGUCUCUUGUCGAGGCGCAGGUGAGUCUUCUCAAUAGCUGGAAGUUCUUCGCUAUCGAGCACUGUGUCGAUUUCAUGCCCGAUACCGAAGUCCGAAAGUCAAUGGCACUAGUCGCGCAAAGUUGUCUCAAUGCCAACAUUAGCAGUGGCCCUCCUGAAGCCAUCUUUGAGCGGAUUCAACAAACGCGCGUUGAAUUCGCCCAGAUCCUUCUCCAACGCCUUGUCGAGGUCCACGCUCGAGGCGCCGAAGUCUUCCAGCUUCUCGAAAUCACCUGGAAAGCACUGCGUGCACGACACCUGACCUACGAGGACGCUUUGAUCAGUGACGAUAUUGAUUACUUCCGUUCCCUCCUGAAUGUGCUGUUCCUCGCUCUCCAGUUCCACUUGGAUAGCCCCACUCGGAGCGCCCCCGAAGCUAUCAAUAAAAAGGCCGAGAUUUCAUCGGAUCUGACCGUCAUCGUGGAGAUUGUGAAAACAAUCGUGGCCCAGGGCUUCAAAUCUCUCACAACCUAUCUCCAUGACGAUCCUGAAAAAUGCACGCCGAAAGAUUUCGCCAUUAUCAUUGCUAUCCUGCAGACAUCCCUGCAAGUGAAGAACGCCGAUCGUCUCUAUGAGCAUAUCGUGUACCACAUUGAGGAUAACGACACCGCUCGUCAUGCAACGACACUCUUCUCCUGGGCUGACCAAUUAGCCGUGGCCGGCGAUCCUGUGUACGCAGAGCUCAGCAUCUCGAUCUUAGUCAAGAUGUCAACCCUGCCCAUGCUUGCAGAACAUCUUGCCGUCGAGGCAGUUCUGAUGAAACUGUCCACCUGCCGACUCACUACCAUUCUCACCAACAAGCAAGCAUUCGGGGCCUUCGACCCUGUUCCGCGACUGUACGCCAUCUGGACUGGAGGAUUCCUUCCUCUGUGUCUGAACAUGCUCUACAGCGUCAUGCGGACAGCGCCCGAGGUCGCAGCAUUCUUGAACCAAUUCGAAUCUCGCCUGACCCGCGCGACAGAGGCAUUCUCCAGCCACACGGCCAUUGCCUCCGUUCCGACGUCCAAGUGGAUCAGCCUCAGCAUGGUCUCCGAAGCCUACUCGCUCGCGCUGAUCUCGCUCAUUCUAGACCGAUACCGCGGAGCAGGUGCCAGCGCCGGAUUCGAUGCCCAGGCUAUCCAGGAUCUUAAGUGGGAUCGGGUCCAAGUCAAGGAAGAUAUUGAGGAACUACUUAGUCGCCGACCUGCCCUGCGCGCUCGCAUUGCCGCAACCAAUGAAAAGGAGAUCGCGUGGUCCCGACAGAAGCCUGUCGAUCCGGCUUCUGGGGCGGAGAACCGAUUGGAGGAGAAGGUUGUCAGUGAGAUGAAGGCAGCAAUCACCUGUCUGGGUGGGGAGGAGUCAUGA
This is a messenger RNA of Penicillium paradoxum, 5445 nucleotides long. RefSeq names its product nucleoporin. Gene Ontology annotation, cellular component: nuclear pore inner ring. The record is from RefSeq and is a predicted model, not a curated record. The transcript has 4 exons. The coding region runs from base 1 to 5445 and encodes 1814 amino acids. Gene Ontology annotation, biological process: RNA export from nucleus; protein import into nucleus. Lineage: Eukaryota; Fungi; Ascomycota; Eurotiomycetes; Eurotiales; Aspergillaceae. Gene Ontology annotation, molecular function: structural constituent of nuclear pore.